Messenger RNA from Columba livia (rock pigeon), 1724 nucleotides. RefSeq names its product carboxypeptidase A2. Gene Ontology annotation, molecular function: metallocarboxypeptidase activity; zinc ion binding. Gene Ontology annotation, biological process: proteolysis. Bases 148 to 1587 code for a protein of 479 amino acids. The transcript has 13 exons. The record is from RefSeq and is a predicted model, not a curated record. Lineage: Eukaryota; Metazoa; Chordata; Aves; Columbiformes; Columbidae.
UAGAAACGCUGAGAAGGGACAGCCCGGUGUCCCACGUCCAGCGCCGAGGCUCCAUGGCUUACCCUUUUUCUUCUCUUUCGCGGUAUUACUGGCAGAACGACCCUUUUUCCUCUGGCAUUAAUCAGAAACCACGUGAGAGGGAAUAUUAUGAGGACGACGAAAACUUUUUGGGGAUCGAAGGGAAAACCCUGCUCUGCUUCUGCGCUGGCGUUUUGGUUAUCUGUCUCAUCUGCUGUGCUCGAAUUCUCCAUAAAGUCCAAGAUGGAAGAUCAUGUUCUGACGAAGGGCAAAGCAAUUCAAAAGGCUGAGUUCAACCUCACACCAAACAUGAAGCUGAUUUUGAUCUUCAGUGCUCUCUUCGGGGCUUCCUUGUGCCUGGAAACUUUUGUUGGGCACCAGGUUCUCCGAAUCAAGGCAAGAAAUGAGGAAGAGGUUAAGCAAUUACAGCUUUUGGAAUCGUUGGAACACCUUGAGCUUGAUUUCUGGACAAGUCCCUCCAGCCCUGCUCUCCCCGUGGAUCUGCGAAUCCCCGCUAACAACAUCCAAGCAGUCAAAGCCUUCCUGGAGUCCCAUGGGAUCGAGUACUCCAUCCUGAUCAAAGAUCUGCAGGUUGUCCUAGAUCAAGAAAAGCAAGAUAUGGCCAACAGUCAACAAAGAGAACGUGCCAGCAGCACCUUCAACUAUGGAACUUACCACUCCUUAGAUGACAUUUAUGCAGAACUGGAUCAUCUUGCGUAUGAGUACAGUGACAUUGUCAGUAAGUUCGAGAUUGGGAGAUCCUAUGAAAACCGACCUUUGUAUGUACUCAAGUUCAGCACCGGAGGAACAAACCGUCGUGCGAUCUGGAUCGAUGCCGGUAUCCAUUCCCGAGAGUGGGUUACCCAAGCGAGUGCAGUAUGGAUAGCUAAAAAGAUCGCCUCCAGCUAUGGGCAGGAUCCAUCCAUCACCUCUCUGCUGAACAAAAUGGACAUUUUCCUGCUGACAGUCACAAACCCUGAUGGAUACGUGUUCACUCACACCACGAAUCGCAUGUGGCGCAAGACCCGCUCCAGGAAUCAAGGCAGCCUGUGCAUUGGAGUUGAUCCAAACCGGAACUGGGAUGCAGGUUUUGGAGGUCCUGGCGCCAGUAAUAAUCCCUGUUCCGAGUCUUACCAUGGACCCAGGGCCAACUCUGAGGUGGAAGUUCAAUCUGUUGUCAACUUUAUUGAGAAUCACGGGAACAUCCAGGCCUUCAUCACCCUCCACAGCUACUCUCAGCUCCUGAUGUAUCCCUACGGCUAUAAAUGCACUCAACCAGCAGACUACAAGGAGCUGGAUGCCUUGGGAAGAGCUGCUGCCAGUUCCAUCCGGUCCCUGUACGGCACCACAUUUACAGUGGGGAGCAUUUGCAAUACUAUCUACCAAGCAAGUGGGGGCAGCAUCGACUGGAGCUACGAUUACGGCAUCAAAUACUCUUUCGCCUUCGAGCUGCGAGACACAGGUCGCUACGGUUUCCUCCUGCCCGCCAGCCAAAUUAUCCCAACUGCACAGGAGACCUGGCUGGGUCUGGAAAAAAUCAUGGAGCACGUGCGAGACAAUCCCUACUAAAAGCUGGGGUGGGAGUCUGCUCUCUGUGCAGCAAGGUCAUAAAUCCUCUUCCCUUGAUGUGGUUGUGACAGCACCUGGCUGAAUAAAGACGCCGUGUGCGUUCCUCCUACAGCGAAUACAUCUGUGUAUAAAAAGCA